UUGUAUAGGUCCGUGUGUUUUUUUUUUCGUUUGGUUAAGACCUCUAUGACUGGAUAAGUUAUUUAAAUCAAUCCUACCCUACAAACUGGUGAAAUUGGUAUACAUUAGAACCUAUUACAAUAUAAAAGUUCGAUUUGAGGAGUUCGAGAUCUUGGUAUCCGAAUUUUUCACGUUACUGUCAGUAAUCUAAUUACCUGCCUUUAUAAUUAUUGUAUUAUUAUUGGAGUAGAUGUGCAAUCUACUUAAGACAAUGGUUAGUGGUUAAUCGAAUUCUAUGGUAGUCUAUAUUCUGGCGUGAAGUUCGCCAUGGGUACCCUGAAGCAUGAAGCCAAAGUUUUAAUUCCAUUUGAAUAACAGAUAUUGUACUCUUCAAUGCUUUGUCAUUUUAAGGAUAUCUGAUAUUCCACUGCAGGUCAUGUGGUCAGGUGGGCAAUCUCUAUAAUUUCCACUAACCGCUAAAUAUCAGAAUGGCGAAGAACUCUCUACCAGAAAUUAUUUCUGAAAAAAAAGCACUGGAUUUAUAACUUCAUCAAUUGCACUCAGUGAUACUGUUAGCUAAAUCGCGUUACUCGGGAAGGCAUUUGGUGAUGCACAACGAUUACACGUACUACUGCAAGAAACAGUGCAAGAAGACGAAAUAUUACCACUGGUACUGCUCGACUCACAACUGCAGAGGGUGCAAUGCGAAACUCAAAUUGGACAACAAUUUCGUUAUAAUAGAACUAGAAAAUGAACACACACAUCCCCCGGCCAAGUAUUUCAUACAUAAAGGGCAAUAUGUAAAGAUAGCUUAGUAUUUAAAAAUGAUAAUCGUUUUGUUAUAACGAAUAAUAUUUAUUUAAAUAGAGUUUGGAAUGUUCGUCAUAUAGAGAAAAUUAAUACUGGUUGUAUAUAUUUAAACAUAAAAACAUGAUAGCCUAUUGAAAUUCACCUAACAACAAAAAAUACAAUCUUUAGAAAUCUUUUAAUUUCAGAAAAUAGGUACCAAAUGAUUUUAUUUUAAAAUAUAAAUUUUACAUCCUAAAGCAUUUCAAUUGCCGUCUGGCUAAGUUUUAGGUUUCAUUAUAGCAGAAAUUCUAUGUUCCGUUUACUGAAGU
Molecule: messenger RNA, 1097 nt
Organism: Bombyx mandarina (wild silkworm)
Lineage: Eukaryota; Metazoa; Arthropoda; Insecta; Lepidoptera; Bombycidae
Biological process (GO): regulation of transcription by RNA polymerase II
Cellular component (GO): nucleus
Molecular function (GO): protein binding; DNA binding
Source: RefSeq, a predicted model, not a curated record